This is a messenger RNA of Microsporum canis CBS 113480, 1518 nucleotides long. RefSeq lists its product as uncharacterized. The record is from RefSeq and is a predicted model, not a curated record. The transcript is spliced from 5 exons. NCBI's taxonomy places the organism in Eukaryota, Fungi, Ascomycota, Eurotiomycetes, Onygenales, Arthrodermataceae. The coding region runs from base 1 to 1518 and encodes 505 amino acids. Gene Ontology annotation, molecular function: metallopeptidase activity.
AUGGUUCUUUCGAAACUCCUUCUCGCUUGUUUGGCCGUCACGGCAAACCUGGCAAAUGCUGAAGUUGUGGCUGGAAGCACUCCGCUGGUGAAGUAUUCCAGCUGCAAUAAGAUGCAGCAAAACCAAAUCUACGAGGCCUGGUUUGAUGCUCUUAAAAUUGCUAAUGAAGGCAAAGGUGGUUUUGGUGAUUGGAAGGGAGAUGCUGAGAUUGAAUAUUUUGGCCCUCCUGCCUUAAAUCAUCCUUAUCAACGCGGUAUUCAAGACCUUCUUACGAGGGCAGCGGGGCUUUAUAGGCCAUGGUGGUUUAAGCCUACUCUAUCAAGGAUUCACGCGCGCUGCGAUGACUGGGAGAACAAAUGCCAACAGAGAGGCCUGGCUGUGUAUUCUUCGCAUGGCUGUACGGAGGGUGAAGCAAUCUGUAUCAACUUCUGCGAUGGAUUCUUCGAUCUACCAUCAUUGAACGAUGUCAUCAAUACGGCCCGCCCAUUGAAAGAUGAUGACAUUGUCAAAUUACAUAUGGCAACGUACCAGUCAAGAGGAUCUUCUAUGUUGCAUGGACUCUUCCAUCUUCAAGAUGUUUCAUGGCCCAUACACCGGCCCACUGACCGGCUAGUGCGUUUUGAGACGCAUGAAGGCAAAACGGUUAUGGCUCCGGCUAUUGGCCCGUAUUGGACAAAGGUCGUUGCUCGGGUCGAUCUCCUCAACACGAACAAUACUUCUGGAUUCCCAAUAAACACCGACAACUUGGUACAAUACUCCGUCGCCAAAUAUAUUCAUAAAAAUUUGAACGUCCACCCAUACUACCCGAUAGCUCUCAGCAAAACCCUCGGGCAAAAUAACGAAACCCAGGGGCCAGGUUGGGAAGUAAUCGAUGGAAAACUCCAGGGUAAUGGAACACUCAUAAGCGGACACAUGCUGUCCGCUGUUGAUACGCAGCCUCUCGAAUGGAAUAACGAUACCAUUGCGCCAUUUGAUCAAGUAUUCAACGAUCCAAACUAUUUAAGCCACGUUGUCUUGCCUCUGGAAAAGUUCAUCGAGCAUGACAGGUACCCCCAAACGUUCUUUACCGGAGGCCGUAUGGAAACGAGCCCUAAUGGCAGCCCCCAACUCACACCCAAGAGCAACUAUACCAAAGGUGAUGAGAACUUACAUUGCGCCAAUGAAGAGAUUACGGAUGAAGGAUACGUGACUGUCCAAUUCGCAGAAGAAAGUAUCGAUGACGCCUGCUCCAAGCUCAAAGACAUUGCCUUGGGCCCAAAAAACACUGGAAUCCAGAAUUCGUAUGAAUUUAUUGAUGCAGAGAAACAACACAGUGCUCUUUGGGCUGGUGCCUUUUGGAACACUGGUGAUGUAGGAUGCCAAACAGAUCGCAACGUUGCUGAAGAUGAAUGCAAGGAGCAGCUCCGAGAGUGCCUGAACGGCUGCCAGGUUGACACAACUUCAGUAAAGAAGGGAGGCUCCAGGGUAAACAAUUGCAUAAUUUACCGCCUUGGGGUUGAACGCAAUCCUACCUUGUAA